AUGUGUGACAACAAAGUGGAAUCGGCCAAGAAUCAAACCCAACAAUCGCAACAGCAGCAACUUUCACCUUCCCCAAAAGACCCACUUGAGGAAUCACCAGAAACGAGACCACACCAUCACCAACAGCCACCGUCUGUUGUUGUUACCGGAGCUCCUUUCAUCUCUACUCCUCUGUAUGUCCCAAUCGGUGCUACUUCUUCUCCUUUUGACCAACAAUUUGACACUGUGACUGUAACCCCCAAGAGACCCAGAUAUGCUACUGCCCAAUGGAAAAUAUUGCCUUCACCAAGCCAACAACAACAAACACAGACUCCGAUUGUCACCAGCGAAUCAAGCCCAUCAGGGCCAUCACCAUCAACAAAUCCCACCCCCAUCGUCGCCUCCACCACCACCACCAACCCACAAACCCAACAACUUCACGCUACAGCCGCUUCCUCCUCGGACACGGCCUCAUCUCCUCCACACUCCCCUAUCCCUUCUUUCCUGGCAGCUUCUGGUCAUGAGACAAGCAAAACAGAAGGACAGCAACUUCACCACCAGCUUAGAAAGGGCAAGUAUGUGAGCCCAGUUUGGAAACCAAAUGAGAUGUUAUGGUUAGCGAGGGCUUGGAGGGUCCAAUACCAAGGUGGGUAUGAUGCCUCUGGUACAUCUUCGAGGACUGAGCACCUAGAGACCGGUCAAAUCACCGGCGAAGUCACAGUACAAUCAACAAGAGGGAAAACGAGAGCUGAUAAAGAUGCAGAAGUGGCAGAGUUCUUGCAAAGGCAUGGGGUAAAUAGAGAUGCAAAAACUGCUGGUACCAAAUGGGAUAACAUGUUGGGUGAGUUUAGGAAGGUUUAUGAAUGGGAGAGAGGCAGUGAGGGAGAUCAAAUGAGGAAGAGUUAUUUUAGAAUUUCUCCUUAUGAAAGGAAGCAACGUAAGUUGCCUACUUCUUUUGACGAGGAAGUGUUUGAAGAGUUGUCUCAGUUUAUGGGUUCUCGCAUGAGAACUUCGAGCAGAGGACCACCUGCAAUUGCUUCUGAUGAUGAUGGUAGUAGGACUGCUCUUACUGGUGCAAGAGCUCUCCCUCCACCCCCUCCUUUCAAAGAAGAUGACUAUUCUGUCCCAGCAAGGACAAAGAAAGUCAUGACCAGUGGAGCUGAAGCUUACUUUCACGGUAGUAGGGGGAGUAUGUUAGGGUUUGAGACUUCGAUGGACGUCGUUGCUGGUACUUCUUCGUCAUCAAAGGAGCGUCGUAGAAUUGGUAAAAUAAGAAUGACAUGGGAAGAAUCAGUGAGUUUGUGGGCUGAAGAAGGGGAAAAUAGAGGGAGAGUGAGGGUUCAAGGAUCAAGCUUUUUGAAUGCCGAUGAGCUCACUUUCUUCGACGAUUCCAUGGUAGCUUGCACCAUGGAAGCCUUCGAAGAUGGACCCCUAAAAGGUUUCUCGGUUGAUAGAUUCGUUUCUGGACAACAAGUCAAAGUCUUCGGAAGAAGAAAGUCUUGCCCAUCAGCUUCCGCUUCUUCUGGUUUCGUUGAAAGAGCUCAGCUUCCAUCAAUAGAACCCUCAAUAAGAUCAAUCCCACCAGGAGAAUUUCAAGAUCCAACUGAGUAUUACGUGGGUUGUCUUCGAGUGCCACCAACAGCACUUCCAAACUUGUUUGAACUCUCAUGGUAUUUACAAGAGCCGCCACCUGAAGAACUACGCUUCCCACUUAGGAGAGAUGUUUACAGAGACUUACCUCCAGGCAAAGAACGCUUCUUCGCUACUACUGCUGAACUUUUAGAUUGCAGAGGUAUCGCAUUUGAUAUCUUGAGCUCAGUUAUCCGAACUAACCCUUGCAUCAGUGGUGGCAAUGCCUCGAGUAGAGACUCUUUUAUUGGCAUUUGGGAUGAUUGUAUUAAUAGGGUUGUGUCCAAAUUCUGCUCUGUUGAAGUGGUUAUUGUUAGAAAAGACUCUUCAUCAUCAGUGGAUACAUUGCAGGAUCAGUGGCCAAAUGUGACCGGAUUUGUUAGAAACUUUUGUUUGUGGAGAGGAGAGGAAACCGACCAAUUGAGGGAAGGUCUGAUUGAUCCCUCUUCUUCUAUAGUAGAGAAGCUUUUAUGGACUUAUAUGGAUAUCCCUUAUAUUCUAGGCUACUAUGCAGUUGGCUACUUGGUAACAUUUUGUGCAUUGUAUCGAUCCCAAGAUCGCAUAAUCCGUACCGAUCUCUGUACUUUAGACCUAUCUUCACCGGUGGAGAGACUAAAAGCCCUGGUGCCAUGUUACAGAAUAGCUGGGUUAUUGCCAUUGCUAGCUGAACGCUGCUUCAACAACGUAAAUAAUGGAGGAACUUUAAAGCAAUUAACCUUCAGUGAUUUUGAAAGAGUGGAUGCGGGCGAUGGAGGCAUCAUCGAAAUGACACCCAACACAGUGACAAGAUUCUUCCCCAACCGAAGAAAAUGGGCAGCGGUCAAGGAAAUAUACGAUUUUCUUGAUCAGAGAAUCCCACACGCAGAAUUCAUAUACCUUUCACGGGAGAAAGAUUUGGCAUUGGUGUUCAAACCAAGAGGGGUGAAAUUUAAGCCUACGAACUGUGAGCAACUGGUAGAGGCUCUUAAAUACGUGACUAAAGCCUUGGUAGCACUGCAUGACCUAUCUUUCAUGCACAGGGACCUGAGUUGGGACAAGGUAAUGAGAAGAGGCGACGGAGAAAAUGAGUGGUUCGUAUGUGGGUUCGAUGAGGCGGUGGUCGCCCCUCAGUUGAACCCACAUGAAACAGUGGAGGCGCGUGGAAGGUACGCUCCGGAAAUGGGAAGAGGAUUGCAUGGGGUGAAAGUGGACGUGUGGGGUGUAGGUCACUUGGUGAAGACGUGUGGAUUGUGUCCAAGUGGUGUGCCGAAGAUGCUUAAAGAGUUGCAAAAUAGGUGCUUAGAUCAGAACCCAGAGCAGAGACCCACCGCCGCCGAUUGCUAUCACCACCUUUUGCAAGUGCAGUCAUCUCUGCGAUCAUCCUCCUCCGGAGGGACCUAUUGAAUUGACUGAUGGGGUAGCUUUUGGGUAUUGUUUUGGGGUUUUAUUAUUUAUAUAUAUUGUGGGUUUUUAGGGUGGCUACUGAUAUUGUUAUGGGCUGAAUUUGAUACCUUAAAAAAUUGGUUUCAAGAGAAAAAUGGCGGCUGCUUCCACUGCAGUGCUGCGGCUUCUGUCUUGGGGUUGCAACAGCUGGUCCCUUUCUAUCAAAUCAUAUCUGAAAUUUUAAUUUCAUUUAAUUUUGUAACAGUAUUUUUUGGUUUUUCAAUUAUUAUUAUCCUCGAGAUA
This is a messenger RNA of Hevea brasiliensis (rubber tree), 3273 nucleotides long. RefSeq lists its product as uncharacterized. The record is from RefSeq and is a predicted model, not a curated record. The transcript is spliced from 4 exons. NCBI's taxonomy places the organism in Eukaryota, Viridiplantae, Streptophyta, Magnoliopsida, Malpighiales, Euphorbiaceae. Bases 1 to 2991 code for a protein of 996 amino acids.